CGGAAAUGAUCACAAACAGAAACUGAAUAUUAUUGUUUGUAAGAUUGUUUUCGUGAAGAAGGACGUAUUAAACAGUUGUUACUUCUCUGCUUCGUGCAUAAUGUCAGGUAUGCAAUUUAAUACUGCAUAUAUAGUACCAUAACUGACCGAUGGUUUUAGUAUUGACCGAUAUUUUCCAUUGACUCGAGACUGAAGUUUGUUAUGUCUAUUAGGAUAGGAUAUUUUCCCGCAAUCUCAUUGUGUUUCCUUCCGUAGGAAAACUAGAUGAAUUUAAGCAUAGGGUUUGAAUGUUAGAUAUUUUCUACUUUUAGGUAAAGAUUUUCGUGUUGGUCGUUUAUUUACUUCCAUUUUCAUUUGUUUAUUCAAGUUUCAUUAAGCGUGUUACAGGUAACUACUCAUCACGCAAGCUAGUUGAAUAUAAUCAAGGAUCACCGUUAGCGGUUGAUAAUCAGGACACAUUAUAUAAACAGAACCAGCUCAUUUAAGCAACCGUUUGCAUCACUAGCACUUGAAAAAUGAAAGAAGAGGAAAAGGUAGGAUUUUUUUUCAGUUUCUCCACCGUAUUGAAGCGUUUUUCAGUUCAAUUCAGGAACUUAACUCUAAAUUUUGACUUCCACUGCCAUGAGGUUUGUGUCGCUCAACUGCGAUAAAUCAUAUGGUUCCUCUACACAAAUCUAUGAAAGGCGUAGAUUGGGUAAAGUACUUUGCUGAAAAUUCCCUCAUUACCUUUUGUAGUACUUAAAGGCGAUUUCAAGACCAGGCAUUCGAAAUCGUAUCGCGUGUGCAUAUUAUCUCUAAAUUGCAUCGACAAUCAUCGUACAAUGACCAUCGUACUGUACAUCGCUUAGUCUAUUUAGAGUCGUAGAUUUUUCAUUCCUACGAAUAUUCUUUAAAACUGUGAGUUAUCGCUCCUGUGAAAAGUAAAAAAGUGUUUUGAUAAAAUAAGUAGUAAAAAUUUAAGGGUUGAGCGUGCUAAGGAUAAUGACCGACUGGCAAUUAAACCGGAACUUGUGGGCAUUUACUGAAGCGUGACGCACGUGGACCAUUGUUAACUGCUGGUUUAUUAUCUUCUCGGUUAGCUCUGAAAUAAAAGACUUUUUUUAGCACUUUCUCGUGGAGAUGUCUCAAGGUCAUAUUUUCAGCUAACAAUAUCUGUCAUAUUUUCCUUUCGUGUCAAACCGAAAGGAACUUGCUAUUAUUCCUCACACAUGUCUAUUAAGGAAAUAUUUCAAGGCGAUGUUUUAAAACGGAUUUCCGACUGAUGAGAUUCAUCAUUUAAGUAAGAGAGAAAAUUAAAACUCCGUGAUGGGGGUAUAACUUGUUUUGUCUCAAACGGAAUUUUGAGAGCGUGAAACAGGUUGUUUUGCUGAAAAAUAAACAACAAUGAGUGAGGUUGAUAUUAGAGCACAAAUACAUAUUAGGUGGGUUCACACUAGACCCUCAAGUGCACUUCAAGUGCACUUCAAGAGGACUUGAGUCCAACUGCGCUUAGAACGUACUUGAAGUGCACUUCAGUUCUUUCUGUCGAAACAACGUUCACACGUUCACAUGCAGUUUUCGCGGAAAAAUUGUCUAAGUUGUGGAAUCAUAUUUCGCGGAAAAUUGCUGCAGUUCUUGGUUUUAAAGCCAGACUGAUCACUAUGCGACCACGGAGGUUGAAGAUUAUUUUGACAUUAAUGUUUAUCUUGUUCAACUUGUUGGUAAGACGAGCUAGUUUUAUUCAUGUAAGCAUUCUCCACGUAAUUUCUCCGCUACAAGAAACUUUACUUUUUCGUUGUCGAAGAGGGCUGUAACUCAACAUGAUGGUCCUGUAGUGCCGGUGAACUUGACAAACUCCUGCUUUGAAUAGGCUCAAAGGAGUAAACAGAAGGAGUAAAUUGCAUUUCGUUUCUAAUACCGAAUGCACUAAGCUACGUUGCGUCUGUAAAUAAAAUUAAAAAGGAAAAUAAUUUCAUUGCUUUGCCCUUCACGGGUACUGAAAGAUUCCAAUGAUCCAAGAAAAGCCCUCGCGUAUUUGGUAAAGGAUGAAAAAGGCAGAACCUACAUUAAACUGAUGUCCAGGAGAUCAUCCGGAUUUACCAUUUGAUUUACCAUUUGAUUUACCAUUUGCCUGAAAAACGCCAUGAUACUGCCGCAAAGCGAGCCACCUUUAUAUUAAAGUGGUCAGUUUUCAGCUUUUCGCAAUAAUCGCGCGCGUUUCGGGAAACAUUCCCAUCUACGAAUGAUUGACAAGUCAUUAAUUAGCUUUAAACCCGUUGAUUGGACAAGUGCACUCUCAAGAAAGGUGUCGACCACACUUGAGAGUGGACUUCGGGGCUUUGAUCUUUUCUGGUUUCCUAGACGACUAAGUACGAUCAGUCAAGUGAAACGGUUUGAAGCAGAACCCGUUCACACACAAGUUCGUCUCAAGUGCACUUAAAAUGCCCCUCAAGUGCACUUGAAAUGUCUAGUAUGAACCCACCUAUUGAUUAGCAUGUGACGGAAGUUUCCGUGAUACUCUUCCCUCUGUGGAAAUCUUCAAACGAGUGUGUAAAUUUCGCAAAUUCGCCAUUGUCUAACAUCACUUAGAAAACUAAUAUCUUUCUUUUGACUAUGAUCUCUUUUUUUAUUUUUAUAUCUUAAAAAGAGCCCCCUUAAACUAAAUUUAUUGGAUCCAAGAAUCUAUGUCAAUUUGUCAAUUUAGAACUGAUGUCAUGGCUUAUUUUCAAAUCCAGCAAUACAUUGCUUUUAAAAUUUGCCAACAUUAACGACCCGUAAUACUCUUUAAGACUAAAAUAUUAAUGUCUUCCUUGUUCGGUCAUUUUAAAAUUUACUUGGGUUGCCUAAUAUGUUUGAGUUUAUUUUCGCAUGUCCAGCAAAUCUAACACACGUUUCAAUGGUCAAUCUGACUCCAUUGAUCAUAUAAAAAGGUUUCACAAAUACUAAAAGCAUAAGUUCAACCACCAAGGUUGAACUUAUGCGCAGUGGACCUGAAAUAAAUGCGACUCCAAAAUAAACCGAGACACUAAAAUGUUUGAUGUGGCCGGUGUAAAAAGAUGUCUGCUGCCACACCGUAAAGACAAACUCUCGAACUCGAUAAGAAGACUCAAUCUUAUCAGUUCAAACGGAGAUCCCUUCCAACUACUUACAAAUGCGGGGUUUCUGAAGGUGUAUAUCAACUUCCUCUUGACGGUGUGAUAGAGGAUAUGGAGAAAUUUUCUAAUUUCUCAUGAGAACGAUUUCGUGUCAUAAAUACAAUUAACAAUGUGCAAAAUUCAUUACCUUGGGGCUUUUCACAAGAAAUAUUAAACUGAUACCAGACAGCUCAUAUCCUAUCCACUACUUAUUGCAUCAAUGAUGAAUCUGAAAUGCAAUGGGGGUUUCUCAUUAUAAGUUAUAAGUUAAAGACUCCCUUAGUUUUAUCUCUGUUGCAAAGAAGCAAGAUACAGAAAAUAAAGUACGGGCACCCUAACUUGUACACUACUUUUAAAUUGUUGUCAGCCGCAAUCGGUAGAACUUCCGUGCUUGUCUUUGAACUAAUUCAUACAAUACAGAAUGAAUUGUAUCUCACAAUUAUAGUUUGCAGCCAUCAGGAUUUGACCAAAAUCAGCUGUAAAAUGCUAGUGGUUAUCUGUGUAGUUUUCUUCUUUCUUGAUCAACAAAUUGGGGCCGUGGGAAGCAGAUGUUCAUCAGCUGAAGAUGCGACCAAACCAUUUUCAACAGUGCCAGUUGUGGAAAUGAACAACUUGGAAUUCCCGAAUGAGCACGUUCUUCCAACUGGCUACAAUAUAACAGUCGUUUGUACAAGCAAUAAACCAGCUCAUCGGAAUGGGAGAUACUUCAAACCCUACUGGAUACAGUAUUUUUUCAAUAAUGACUACAAGAGACACUUGAGUUGUGGUGGUGGCUAUCUGGAUUCACAUUACGAAAAUUCAAAAGUGUGCAAUUACUUUAUUCAAAAUGCCACCGAGAAGAACUCUGGCAAUUACACCUGCAUCGCAACCAAUGAAUAUGGCUGCACAACAGAAACGAUGGCGUUGAAGUUUAAAAAGCCAUCGCCCCCGCUUUUUAGUCAUCACCAGCCUGGUAAAGUCAACUUUCUAAAAUCGAGUAGGGCCAAACUCAGCUGUAAUGCAUCAGGUGUUCCCGGCCCCUUCAUCGCUUGGUUCAAAGACGGUGAUCGCCUUGCAAGUUCUUCCGUAAAAGGGUCUCAAAGUUAUUCAAUAUUGAAUUUUGAGUCUGUCCAACCUUAUAACCAAGGACAGUAUUGGUGCGAGGCAAACAGCACUGAGGGACGAAGCACAUCAGCCACUGUGAACCUAACAGUUGUGUGGAAACCAGAGUUCUCCAUUCAUCCCCAAGACAACACUAAGUAUUUUGACGACGAUGCCACCAACGUGUUCAUUAGUUUCUCGUGUGCAGCAAAUGGCUCCCCUCUUCCUGUGAUCAGCUGGUUAGAAAACAACUCCAAAGUAGAUGAUGAUAAAGCGAUUCAAAAGGAUAACAUCUCCAUCCUCACUUUGGUAUUUAAUGAGGGAACAGAAAAGCACUGCAAAUAUCGCUGCGUCGCUAAAAACUCGUUGGGAAACACGUCUUCUCAAGAAGCCACUCUGAUGAUCACAAAAAGACGUAAAAAUCAUUCGACAAUAGAGGAUAACACAGAACUUAAUGAUAAUGGGUCUGCAAUCAUUUGGUCCACCGUGAUAACUGGGGGUUCAGUUCUUAUCAUGAUCAUCAUAGUUCUUCUUGUCAUCAAGUGGAGAAUGGACAUUAGAUCAAAUUACCAACUAGACCAGGAGGCUUUUAAAAGGACCGAAGAGGCUUUUGAGAUAAAAAUCACGAACACAAAGGAUACGAUAAAUCAGCUACGAAACAGCCUGUCUACAUUAACCGAUGAUGGUCAACUCCCGGAUCCAUCUGCUACUGGAGAAAACGGUGUCGUUGAAAGCGAAAUUUAUUUGCAAUUAAUGGCAGUUGACAGAAACUGGGAGAUCCCCAGGGAUAGACUCACUAUCUCAGAGGAGAAACUUGGCAGAGGAGAGUUUGGAGAGGUUAAGAAAGGAAUUUACCUAAGAACUGAUGGAAAUGAACUUUCAGUAGCGGUGAAAACUCUGAAAGAUAACAAAGACAGACAGCAGCGAAUGGCGCUUAUCAAAGAACUGGAGACACUUAUCCAAGUUGGUCGCCAUCCGAAUAUUGUCAGUUUGGUUGGAGCUUGCACUUUUGAAGAGCCACUUUGCGUCGUCAUUGAAUUUGUCUCUGGCGGAAGUCUUGAUAAGUUACUUCAAGGCAGUCGCGUCCAAAACCAACAAGUUGAUCCAUAUGUAAACAUAUGGUCGAGGCUGACUGAGAGAGAAUUAUUGAGGAUUGCUUCAGACGUCUCAAGUGGCAUGAGACACUUGGAAAGUAAACAGUGCAUUCAUCGCGACUUGGCAUGCAGGAAUGUUCUUGUUGGAAAAGGACUGAUAGCGAAGGUGGCUGAUUUUGGAAUGGCACGUGACGUAUCUGCAGAUGGGCAGUACAUCAAGACAACAGAGGGACGUGUUCCAUGGCUAUGGAUGUCAAUGGAAGCAUUGAGGGGAACUUGUACAAUAAAAGGAGACGUGUGGUCAUUUGGAGUAACCCUGUGGGAGAUAGUUACUCUCGGAGAACUACCGUACAAGGACAUUAAGGGAAUUUUAGAGCUUCACGAAUUGCUGGAGGAAGGAGCAAGAUUACCAAAACCACCGCAUUGUUCCGAUGAGCUUUAUAACAUCAUGUUAGGCUGUUGGCAGAGGAACCCUGACGAGCGUCCAUCAUUUGAUCAACUUUGUGAGAUGCUAGAGGAGCUUUUACAGCAAGAAACUAGAACAUACAUCAAUGUUACUUACUUCGAGGAACAAAACAAGGAGGAAACAGACGUUCGACACAAAUGAAGGUUCUUGCCAUGAAAGAGCGAAAUUGAAGAUCGAAGAGUUUGUCACUUAGAAAACGUAAAGAUACUUCAAUGCCACUUAAGACGCCAGUCAGAUGGAGGUCCUGUUUUUCGUUUCUCAUCCAUCGUUUGCUUUGCCAACGCCGGGGGAGAAAUAACAAGUUCAUUACUUCAGGAAUAGAAGGGGAAAGGGGGAUGUGGAAUACUGCAAUUUGGAUGUUCGAGUAAACGUGUUUAUGAACACUUUUUCUUAUGAUUGUUUUGUUAGCUCAAAUCUGGCGAGCUUUCAUUCUAAGUUAGUUAUACCUAUUCAUGUAAAUUGAAAUUUUUCUCGAAACAUAGCCUUCUAUAAAGGUAUUUUGCUGGCAGGCGUAAGAAGAUGUGAGUAAAAGAAAUUCAAGAUAGUCAACCAGCAACCACAAUUUAACGUAGCCUAGAGGCUAAUUACAUCUGGUAUUUACUUUAAAGUAUCGUCCCCCGGCUAUGAUAAAUUCAUAAUGAUAACGGUGUAUCCUUGUUUUAACUUUAGUAGCUGACUUUGCCUGUUAUCAGACAAAAGAAUUUAACAAAGUUGAAAUUAAAUUCAACGUUUUAACACCUUUUUUCUUGAAAACACAUUUUCAUGGGACCUUCAAAGACGUGAUCACAGUUCAUCGUUGCAUGAAAAAUCGCAGAUGUUCAUAAGUAAUGUAAAACAAUGACCUCUUUUUACUUAAAUUGAAACUUGACAAGCUGUAAUGAGAUCCACAAUAAAACUGAAUGGAAAAUUAA
Stylophora pistillata is the source of this 6664-nucleotide messenger RNA. RefSeq names its product fibroblast growth factor receptor 1. Gene Ontology annotation, cellular component: signaling receptor complex; plasma membrane. The record is from RefSeq and is a predicted model, not a curated record. Gene Ontology annotation, biological process: protein phosphorylation; multicellular organism development; positive regulation of kinase activity. Gene Ontology annotation, molecular function: transmembrane receptor protein tyrosine kinase activity; ATP binding. NCBI's taxonomy places the organism in Eukaryota, Metazoa, Cnidaria, Anthozoa, Scleractinia, Pocilloporidae.